Messenger RNA from Pieris brassicae (large cabbage white), 2064 nucleotides. Its product is annotated as UDP-glucosyltransferase 2-like. The coding region runs from base 79 to 1659 and encodes 526 amino acids. Gene Ontology annotation, molecular function: UDP-glycosyltransferase activity. NCBI's taxonomy places the organism in Eukaryota, Metazoa, Arthropoda, Insecta, Lepidoptera, Pieridae. The transcript has 9 exons. The record is from RefSeq and is a predicted model, not a curated record.
UUAAGUUAUUUAACAUAUAUUAAUCGAGUUGAGUUUGAAACGGUAACAUUCUUCGAAAGAACACUUAAAAAUACUAAGAUGCGACGCAGUCUACUCCUAGCAAUAAUUAUUGGGAUAUUGAAACUUAAUGACGCUUUACGGAUUCUAGUCUUCUUUCCUAUUUCAUCAAAGAGCCACAGUAUAUUGGGAUAUGCUGCCGUUGACCAUCUACUGAAAGCUGGUCAUGAGGUGGUGCAUAUAACUUCAUUCCCCAGGGAAACCCUUAAUCCAAAUUACACAAAAGUGAUCGAUGUAUCAGAUGUUCUUCGACAAGCAAAAGCAGCUACAUUGAACAACAAAGAGGGUUACACGAUCGCAUCACAAAUAACACGAAAGCUUGGGUCCAAGGAUGCACUUUAUUUCGCUUAUGAAUCCCACAAGCGAGCAUUAGAUCAACCAGAAGUAAUACAACUCUUAAGCGACCCAAGUGAGAGGUUCGACGCUGUCAUCGUAGAUUGGGUCUUCUCGGAUUACGUGAUGGGGAUUGCUCCAUUGCUCCAGACUCAUUUAAUCUGGCUGGUAACAACUGACGCUUACUGGGAAAUACUGCAAUUGAUAGACGAGAUACCAAAUCCAGCUGUUUAUAUUGACCUGUUCUCAAACAAUGUCCCACCGUUAAGCUUCUGGCAUAGAGCAAAGGAACUUUACAAUGUCAUAGAAAGAUGUAUUUUUAAAAGCCUCUGGAUAACUCCAAAUGAGAAAGCCAGCUACUACGACCAAUUUGGAGCAAUGGCAAAGAAACGCGGUGUUGUAAUGCCUGCAUACGAAGAUGCCCUUUAUAACGCAUCACUCAUGUUACUUAACACGCAUCCUACUAUUGGAACAGCUUUCAAACUGCCACAAAACGCUAAGUGCAUAGCUGGUUAUCACAUUAGUGAAUAUAUACCGCCUCUACCUAAGGAAUUCCAAAAAAUCAUGGACAACGCCAAACACGGCGUUAUAUACUUCAGCAUGGGGUCUAAUUUGCGAAGCAUGGACAUGACUGCGUUUAUGAAAACAUCUUUAAUGAAUAUGUUUGGACAAUUGAAGGAAACUGUAAUAUGGAAAUAUGAGAGUGAUUGGGAGAACAUCCCAAGUAACGUACACUUGGUAAAAUGGGCACCUCAGCAGAGUAUCUUAGCGCACCCCAACUUAAAACUCUUUAUCAGCCAUGGUGGUCAGCUGUCAACGAUAGAAGCCAUAAAUUUCGGAGUACCAAUCAUAAGUAUACCGGUGUGUGGUGACCAGAUGGUCAACUCCGUGACUUUGAAGAAUAAAGGCUAUGGCAUAUCGGUGGACUUAAGUGAGACCAGAUUGGCAUCUGAUCUUCUAGCAGCGAUAAAUACUAUGAUCGCUAAUCCACAAUAUCAAAUGAAAGCAAAAGCACUAUCAGAGGCAUUUCACACCCGACAACAAAACCCAGGUGAAGAGCUGGUCUUUUGGGUGGAGUAUAUCGUUAAAUCAGGAGGAGCACAAUUUUUAGGGUCUCCAGCUUUGUCAAUACCAAUUUACAAGAAACUAUACUCAGAUUUAAUUGUAUUAAUAUUAAUAUGUCAUUAUUUACUAAAAAAGUAUGUGUGGGUAGCUUUUAAACUUCGUAUCUGUAGUAAGGUAAUUGAUAAAAAUAAAAAAAUAAAAUAGGCUUUCUAAAUUCAAUAGGUUCUCAGAAUCUUUGAAAUAUUUUACCACAGCCAUUAUCCCCUUAUAAAAACUUGUAGAGAAAUAGACAAGAGUGAGAUGAUAUCACUCUCAUACAGUUAUAGUGUUACAGUAAAUGAUGCUUUGGUGGUAUUUAUCUUAGGGUGGCUAAUGAACGGGCUUAGACUUCCCGUAAAAAGAAAACGUUGGAUUGUGCCACUUAAUUGUUUCACAACUGAGACAAGAAAAAUAUUUUUCCCAUACCCUAAUGCAAAUGUACUGAUAUGAAAAGCUAUUAUAUAAUUUAGAUCAGUUAUCGGGCAUAAUUCAUGCAAUUUACAUAUCCAUUAGUAUGACAUCAAACUUAUAAGUAAAUUGUUAAAAAAAUAUUUUUGUAAAAUACAUAGU